Messenger RNA from Tupaia belangeri chinensis (Chinese tree shrew), 2948 nucleotides. RefSeq names its product peptidyl arginine deiminase 3 (gene PADI3). Gene Ontology annotation, molecular function: calcium ion binding; protein-arginine deiminase activity. The record is from RefSeq and is a predicted model, not a curated record. Gene Ontology annotation, cellular component: cytoplasm; nucleus. The transcript has 15 exons. NCBI's taxonomy places the organism in Eukaryota, Metazoa, Chordata, Mammalia, Scandentia, Tupaiidae. Bases 28 to 1896 code for a protein of 622 amino acids.
GUAGCCUUAGCCCAGUGUAAGACCAGCAUGUCACUGCAGAGGAUCGUGCGUGUGUCCCUGGAGCAUCCCACCAGCGUUGUGUGCGUGGCUGGAGUGGAGACCCUUGUGGACAUUUAUGGGUCGGUUCCCGAGGGCACGGAGAUGUUCGAGGUCUACGGGACCCCUGGUGUGGACAUCUACGUCUCUCCCAGCGUGGAGAGACGCCGGGAGCGUGCAGACACCAGGCGCUGGCACUUCGAUGCGGGGCAGGAGAUCAUCGUGGUCAUGAACUCCCCCAGCAACCACCUGGACGACAGUCAUGUUCAGAUUUCUUAUCACUCUAGUCAUGAGCCUUUGCCCCUGGCCUACGCGGUGCUCUACCUCACCUGCAUUGACAUGGCUCUGGAGUGUGACCUGAACUAUGAGGGCAGGGAGGACAGGUGCUUCGUGGACAAGCGGCAGUGGGUCUGGGGCCCUGGUGGGUAUGGAGCUGUCCUGCUGGUGAACUGUGACCGUGACGAUCAGAGCUGUGAUGACCGGGACAACUGUGACCAGCACGUGCGCUGCCUGCAAGGUCCUGAGGACUCAUGUGAGGCCUACAGGCACGUGCUGGGCCAGGACAAGGUGUCAUAUGAGGUUCCCCGCUUCCAUGGGGACGAGGAGCGCUUCUUCGUGGAAGGCCUCUCCUUCCCCGACGCAGGCUUCACCGGGCUCGUCUCCUUCCAUGUCACCCUGCUGGACGGCUCCAAUGAGGAUUUCUCCGAGUCCCCCAUCUUCACCGACACCGUGGUGUUCCGCGUGGCACCCUGGAUCAUGACACCCAGCAUCCUGCCACCCCUGGAGGUGUACGUGUGCCGUGUGAGGAACAACCAGUGCUUUGUGGAUGCAGUGGCCGAGCUGGCCGAGAAGGCAGGCUGCAAGCUGACCAUCUGCCCGCAGGUGGAAAACCGCAACGACCGCUGGAUCCAGGACGAGAUGGAGCUGGGCUAUGUCCAGGCACCGCACAAGACCUUCCCCGUGGUCUUUGACUCGCCACGGAAUGGGGAGCUGCAGGACUUCCCUUACAGAAGAAUCCUGGGUCCAGAUUUUGGUUAUGUGACUCGGGAACCACGAGACAGGUCUGUGAGCGGCCUGGACUCCUUCGGGAACCUGGAGGUCAGCCCCCCGGUGGUGGCCAACGGCAAAGAGUACCCCCUGGGGAGGAUCCUCAUUGGGGGCAACCUGCCUGGGUCGAGAGGCCGCAGAGUCACGCAAGUGGUGCGGGACUUCCUCCAUGCCCAGAAGGUGCAACCCCUGGUGGAGCUCUUCGUGGACUGGCUGGCCGUGGGCCACGUGGAUGAGUUUCUGACCUUCGUCCCUGCCCCUGAUAGGAAGGGCUUCCGGAUGCUCCUGGCCAGCCCUGGCGCCUGCUUCAAGCUCUUCCAGGAAAAGCAGAAAUGGGGCCACGGCAAGGCCCUCCUAUUUGAAGGGGUUGUCGGUGACGAGCGAGUAACGACCAUCUCCAUUAACCAAGUCCUCUCCAACAAAAACCUCAUCAGCUAUAAUAAGUUUGUGCAGGGCUGCAUCGACUGGAACCGCGAGGUGCUGAAGCGGGAGCUGGGCCUGGCUGACCGCGACAUCAUCGACGUCCCCCAGCUCUUCAAGUCCGAGAGGAAAAAGGCAGUGGCCUUCUUCCCGGACUUGGUGAACAUGCUGGUGCUGGGCACGCACCUGGGCAUCCCCAAGCCCUUCGGGCCCAUCAUCAACGGCCGCUGCUGCCUGGAGGAGCAGGUGCGCUCCCUGCUGGAGCCGCUGGGCCUCCACUGCACCUUCAUCGACGACUUCACCCCGUACCACAUGCUGCACGGGGAGGUGCACUGUGGCACCAACGUGCGCCGGCAGCCCUUCGCCUUCAAGUGGUGGAACAUGGUGCCCUGAGCCCGCUCCCGCCCGCCAUCGUCCCCUCGGGGUGGGACCUCGGCCUGGGUGAUGGAGACUGAAACCAACCCCGGAACCGUAGGCUUCCAGAAACUCCAAGGUCCCUGAUGGAACACUGAGGGUGACCUGCUCCUCUUGGAAGCCUUUUUCCUAGAAGUGUCCACACCUCACCUGCAACCUACUUGGUUCUCAGACUCGAAUCUCCUUGGCCUCCCAAAGAAAAGGACUUCAGUUCUCAUGGCUUUACAUGUGGGUCAACAUGACCCAUGACCCAUGGACACACCACCAAAACCCCCUUCAGACGACUCCACCAAGUCCUCUAUUAGAGAGCAAGCUCACUCGGGCCAGGGACACGCGUGCCUCCCACCAGCCUCGGUCUGUGUGUCCCAGCAGAGGAAGGACCCGGAUUCGGCUUUGGUCUGAUCGUCUCCUCUUCUGUGGAGAGCACUCCACAUGGAACAGCAGAGGUUCUGCCUCACCCACGGGGAGUCCGUUUAGGUCAAGGUGGGCCAUCAUUCCCGCUGCCCAGCUCCUGGCCAGAUGUUGAACUCUGCACUCCCACCCAGCACCACACAUGAGCUUUUCCACAGCAGGGGCUUCUAGUUGCUGACAGGUGGCAGUGAUUGCCUGUGAGCUCCCCACCGCCCAGCAUUCGGCAGUCCUCCCAGAACUUCUUAGAGAUGAAAGUGUCUGGGCGAGUGUUGGGCAUUGGGACGACUAGGUGUAAGGACGAAUAGUGUCUUCCGUGAUGCACAAGUGCUGUCCCCGGUGAUCCUAUCUCUGGUGAAGGAGGCUCUGCUGGCCCUGGGACUCUCUUUCCAGAGAAGCUACCCCUGCUGAGUGGGUCUUAAGCCUUCUGUUGACCUCUGGUCAGCAUGUCCACAUCCUCUCCUGCAGGAGAGGGGGUCCAGUGAAGCCAGACCACCGAGUCAGCUGCAAGUGGAACAACUUUGGGAGCGAACCAUUUUGAAUGCAGGGGGGUGGGGAAUGAGUUCAUUUUCUCAAGCUGUGUGUUCUGAUGGGCCCAGCUAUAUUUCUGUGAUUGACUAAUA